CAUCAAGAAUUCCCUAGGUUCGCAAAUCUGGUGGAAUGGGCCUCGUUGGUUGCAUCAGCGACACUUGCCGGAAGAACAACACGAACAAAUCGAUUAUGAUGAAAGUCAACUAGAGGACCGUGACAAAUCGACAGUAGUGGCUGUAUCCGCCUGCAGCGUCACGAAUCCGUUUGAGAAAUACAGCAGUUUCAAUAGAAGAGUUCGAAUCGCAGCCACAUGUUUACGCUUUUUAUCUAAUUGUAAGAAAGAAAAGGCAUAUGGUCCAUUAACAUCAAGCGAACUAGAAAAGGCGGAGAAAGGCUUAGUGAGAAGAGAGCAAGAGAUUGCAUUCUCUGAGGAAAUCAAUAGGCUAAAAAAGGAUAAAGCAAUUUUGCAACAAAGUUGUUUAAAAUACUUAAGUCCAUUCUUGGAUGAGGAUCACCUAUUAAGAGUUGGAGGUAGAUUAAGAAACGCACAAUUAUCAUCAGAUAUUAAACAUCCAAUAUUGCUACCUCAUCAUUCCAAGUUAACGGAGAUCAUCAUAGAGCAUGAGCACUUGAGGAGCUUGCAUAUUGGAGCAGACGCAACACUGGCUGCUGUUCGUCAAAAAUAUUGGCCGAUCAGGGCGCGCGGUACUGUUCGCAGAUUGUUGCGCGGUUGCAUAAAAUGUUUCAGGUCAAAGCCACGGUUUUCAGAGCAGUUGAUGGGAGACCUGCCGAUGCAGAGAGUUACGUUAUCAAGGCCAUUCAGCAGUACAGGAGUGGAUUAUUGCGGGCCAAUCUAUAUUCGUGAAGGCUCACGGAGAAGCAGUAAACGAGUCAAAGCUUUCGUAGCGGUAUUUGUGUGCAUGGCAACAAAGGCUACGCAUCUGGAAGUAGUAUCGAACUUGACAACGGAUGCGUUUCUUAACGCGUUCAAGCGAUUCAUCGCUCGUAGAGGUAAGCCUGUAGAUGUUUUUUCAGAUAAUGGAACUAAUUUUACAGGAGCCAAUCAUGAAUUAGAGGAGCUCAGAGCUCUGUGUAAUCAGAAAGAGCAUCAGGAUAAAAUUUUAAACGAAGCAGCCAAUCAAAGAAUUAAUUGGCACUUCAUACCUCCGCGUGCACCACAUUUUGGCGGCUUGUGGGAAGCCACCGUGAAGGCGUUCAAAAGGCACUUUUAUAAAAUAGUCGGUGAAACGCCACUCACCUUUGAAGAAGCAUCGACAUUUGUAUCCCAAGUGGAAGCUGUUCUCAAUUCGAGGCCGUUAACAGCUAUGUCAUCUGAUCCUAAUGACAUGAGCUACAUUUCAGCAGGGCACUUUCUAAUUGGCGACGCCCUGACGUCGUAUCCUGAGCCUAGUCUCAUGCAAAUACAAACUAAUCGUUUAUCAAGAUGGCAGCAUUUAGAGCAAAUGCGUCAGCAUUUUUGGAGGCGUUGGUCGAGAGAUUACUUGAGUCAACUGCAGCAACGUACAAAAUGGCAUGCUAAUCAAGGUCCCUCCAUUCAAGUCGGACAGCUAGUAAUUUGUCGAGAGGAUGGUACCCCUCCCUUGAAAUGGGUGCUUGGCAGAAUCUUGGAUACCUUUCCAGGAAGUGACAACAUU
Molecule: messenger RNA, 1561 nt
Organism: Mycetomoellerius zeteki
Lineage: Eukaryota; Metazoa; Arthropoda; Insecta; Hymenoptera; Formicidae
Exons: 1
Biological process (GO): DNA integration
Molecular function (GO): nucleic acid binding
Source: RefSeq, a predicted model, not a curated record